CCUCUUCCAGCCGGUUACUACCAGCCAGCCGGCCCUCUCAUCACCGUUCCGCACGGGCACGGGCAACCGCCCCCGCCGCCCCCCACCAAGACUGCCCCCGCGGCGGCAGCGUCGCCGGCUCCGGCGACACACGAGCCCCAGGGGCCGCCCCCACCCCCGCCCAGCUCGAAUGGGGGGGACUCGUCCGACAGCGAGGUGAUAAUAACAUCAGUAACAACCGCCAAAGAAGCAGCGGCAGCAGCAGCAGCAGCCGCGGCAGCAGCCUCAUCCAUCCCGCCCUCCAACGCCCACCACUCCCACUCCCCCGCCUAUCGCUACCACCAGUACCCCGCUGCCCCUCCCCCGGCCUACCCCUACACCUAUCUCCCGCCCCACUAUCCCACCCCGCCCACCUCCUAUCCCCACCACGACCUCUGCUACUCCCCCAACAACCCGUAUGUCAACGCGCACAAGUACCUGCCGUACGCGAGGCGGUACUACCCGCCCCCGGGCCAAGGGGACGGGUAUCCUGGCGCCCCGCCUCCUCGCGAGGCAUACCCUCUGGCACCGCCCCCUCGGGAGGCGUAUCCAGCCGGCCCGCCCCCUCGCGAGGCGUACCAUGGGGCUCCGCCCCCUCGUGAAGCGUACCCUGUGGCCCCGCCCCCUCGAGAGGCGUAUCCUCCGCAGCAGCAGAUGGUGGCGGCGGGGUCUGGGACGUACCCGCCCCCCGCGGGAGGUGGCCCGCCUCCGGGGGCAGUGAUAGAGGCGUAUCAGGGGACGGUGGAGGGAUAUCAGCCGCCGCCUGCGCAUUAUUACCCGCCCGCUUACGGCCCGACGUGCUAUUCGCAUUCGCCUUCGAGGGCCAUACCGUACAUAAAUGCCACAUAUCAGAGCUGUCCUUGUCCAAUGCAAUCGUGUCCAAAAAACGUACUUACUGGACCUCUUACUGGUGAGAGUAAGAGGUCUAGCAUAACCUCCAUCUCCAAAGACUCGAUACCGUUACCGCCCGUAGCCUUAGCCCUGCCCCUGGAGCCGGCCACCCCGGGGCCUCCUAGCCCCGCCAGGGGCUCCGCUGGCAUGCCGCCCCCUCCAUCUCCAGCUGGGGCCACCUACCAACCCCCUCCGAAGCAGGAAUCUCAGGUACCUCUAGGGCAGGAGGAGUGCAAGAAGAGGAAAGCCAGAGUCGGCAAGGCCAUGGUCAGGAGUCACAUAGCAGCUGCCAAUAUGCAACGGAACACCAUGCUUCUGAUGUGCAACCCCAACCAGAACUACGUGAAGAGGGAGAUAGAAAGCCCAAAGGAGAAAGAUGUCAUGGAAGAGAAGAAGGAGGCGUGCUCUUCGGACGAAGAAACCAAGCCGUCGCCCCCGGAAGAGGAGAUCAAGAAGGAGGAUCCUCUACCUGUUGCGCCACCUGUGGAACUGGAAGACCAACAGGUGGUGACGGAGAAGGAAACAGAGAAGGAGGAAGAAGUAGAGCCGGAACAAGUUUUGCCGCCUGUCGUGAGCACCGUAGCGGAGAACGUGAAAGUGAAGAACAUGAAACGCAGCCUCUCCAUGUCGAAAGACAAAGUACCUGAUCCUGAAGUCACCCCUUCUCCCAAGAAGAAACAGAAGCUCGGUAGCUACAAGUGUCUGAUAAAGAGGGAGAUGAGCGGCAUCAAGAUUCACAACGGCAAACAAAAGUUGAUCGGCGACCAUGCGCUGAGAAGGAGAACCAAGGUGCGGAAGGGCAACAAACGGAGAAAAUCGAGCGCCAGCAAGGGGGAAACCUUCAAGCGGCUGCGACUCUCGAAGCCAUUAGGCCUGAGCAACUUCGCCUUCAAGUUGAAACAAAAUGAAGACGCCAGCGAAGUAGCGAAGAAGAAGACCAAGAAGUCCAAAGUCAAUUGCAAGUCGGCUCCCCUGGUGCUGGACAAUCUGUUCGCGAGAAACAACGUGGAAAGGAUAAUAGAGAGUGUGGUGAGUGAGGGCAGUGUGAGGACACAGGAGGACAAUAAUAACGAAAUUCCCUCGGAAAUCGCGAAAGUGUCUGCUGACAAGUGCGGGAAAUCAGGGAAAGAGACAGUUGUGGUGAAUAAAAAAGGUGCGAAUAAAGGAGUGGGGGUUGGCAAAGUGAAGAAGACUAGGAGGAGGUCCAAAUGCAAAGAGGUGGUGGUGCUGCAGGCGGUUACCAAAGUGCCCAGGCGGUCGUUGGUGCUGCCCAGGUGGUCGAAUGGGUGGAUGUGGGACGGAGAACCAUAUGAAGGAAAAGUGUUCAUAAAUAGCGACGAGACGACAGUACUAAGGAAGUGCUUUCCAGCAAUGCGACAUGAAGAGGGAGACAAAAUUCUACCGAGAGACUGUGUUCUUCUGAAGGCUGGACCAAGGAAGAAUGACUUACCGUUUGUCGCGAAAAUCGCCUCUCUCUGGGAAAAUCCAGAUGACGGUGAAAUGAUGAUGUCUCUGCUAUGGUACUACCGACCCGAACACACUGAGCAAGGUAGAUUGCUCAGUGAUCAGCCAGAUGAAGUGUUUGCUUCCAGACACAAAGAUUCGAAUAGUGUGGCGUGCAUAGAUGACAAAUGUUAUGUGCUGACAUUCAAUGAAUACUGCAGGUAUCGCAAGGAGUAUAGGAGGAUUGAGGCGGGGAUUGAGGAACCACCUCCGUGCAUUCCGAAUCCGGAGCCAUAUCCAAGAUCUCAUCGGCAACCGCCCAAAACGCAAAUUUCUCCGGAGAUGGUGUUUUUCUGCCGCAGAGUGUACGAUUUCAGGCAGAAGAGGAUAAUGAAGAAUCCGACGUAAAUCACUUUUUGUUUUAAUAUAUUUUGUUAUUGGGGUAAUGUUGCACUUAUCAUUUGAUGGUUUCUUUUCAACAUUUCUUUUGUCCACACGUAUUUUCGUCUGAACAACUCGAUUUUCAUUAUGGAAAUGUCAUUUUUUUAUGUAUGACGAAUUGAUAUUCAUCAUACAGGGAACUCUGAAUUGAGAAAUCCUGAUCACAAUUCUGCGAUAAAAUGUCUGUAAAAAUAACAAGUUUCCAUCGUUGAAGUUUGACCCCUUGAUUGGGUGAAAAUAUUGAAAAGGAAUAUUCUCGGAUAAAAUUAUGAACAUGAGAAUAAUGGAUAUACAGGGUUAUGAUAAAGUAAUGCACAAAAUUCAUAAAACGUACAACGAUCACUUUUGAAAAAAAUGCAAAAACACUUCAAACUGUUCUUUUCAUUCCGCAUCUUUUGACAUAAGUUACAAAAAUAACACGUCAAAGUUGUCAAAGUUAUGACGUCAUCAACAAAUUUUUUAAUGGGAAGCUAAGUUUUUCAUUACAUUAUGUGAGCCCUACUGCAACUAUUUUCCCUUGUGUAAAAACACAAGCUCUAUCACAUAAUGUAAUAAAAAUCUUAGCUUCCUUUAAAAAAAAAUUGUUGAUGACGUCAUAACUUUGACAACUUUGACGUGUUAUUUUUGUAACUUAUGUCAAAAGAUGUGGAAUAAAAAAACCGUUUGACGUGUUUUUGCAUUUUUUUCAAAAGUGAUCGUUGCACGUUUUAUGAAUUUUGUGCAUUACUUUAUCAUAACCCUGUAUAUAAAGAAAUAUAUCGGGAAGUCGCAUUUCUUAUGUGAUGAAAAUAUCAAUUCUUUCUUGGUUUAUUCAACAGAAAACAACUAUUUUCCUUGAAAUUCGAUUAAAUCUAUUGAACCCACACGAUAAGAAUUUGAAAACAAAAUGUAAAAAUAUGUAUGUGCUCAUAAUAUCAUUCUGAAUAGUCAACAGAAAACAACUACUUUCCUGGCUAUUUGCCACGUAGAUAAUUGAAUUAUAUCUGUUGAACAUCCAAAAGGAGAACAUGAAAAAUGAAAAUCCUCUGAAAUUGAGAAUUGACAUUUUUUCCCAAAUCGGAUGAAAUAAUGUGAUGUAUUAUGAUAUAAUUUACCAUAUUGAUAAGUUAUAGUUUACCAUAUUUGUUAGUUAUAUUUUUAUAUCAUAAUACAUCAUAUUAUCUUAUCCGAUUUGAGAAAGGAUGUCCAUUCUCAAUUUCAGAGAAUUUUUAUUUUUCAUGCUCUCCUUUUGGAUGUUCAACAGAUAUAAUUCAAUUAUCAACGUGGC
Phaedon cochleariae (mustard beetle) is the source of this 4060-nucleotide messenger RNA. The record is from the annotation of a GenBank genome assembly. NCBI's taxonomy places the organism in Eukaryota, Metazoa, Arthropoda, Insecta, Coleoptera, Chrysomelidae.